AUGGGAAACAGCACGGGAGUGACAGAAUUCAUCCUCAUGGGUCUCACAGAUGACCCCCACCUGCAGGCUCUGCUCUUCUUUGUCCUCUUUCUCACCUACGCAGUGAGCAUCACCGGGAACCUGACCAUCAUCACUUUAACCCUGCUGGACUCCCACCUCCACACUCCCAUGUACUUCUUCCUGCGCAGCUUCUCCUUGCUGGAGAUCGCCUUCACAUCCGCCUGCAUUCCCAGAUUCCUGGUCACCAUCGUCACCGGAGAUAGAACCAUUUCCUUUUCCAACUGCUUCACUCAGCUGUUCUUCUUCAUCUUCCUGGGGGUGACGGAGUUCUUCCUCCUGGCCGCCAUGUCCUACGACCGCUAUGUUGCCAUCUGCCGGCCCCUGCACUACACGACCGUCAUGAGCGGGGGCUUCUGUGCCCUGCUGGUCCUCUGUUCUUUUUUCUCCAGUUAUCUGAUCGUGUUCCCACCAGUUAUGAUGAUCGCCCAGCUAGACUUCUGCGCCUCCAACAUCCUCAACCACUUCAUCUGCGAUUCUUCCCCAAUGAUGGGGCUUUCUUGCACAGACACCCGCUUCCUGGAGUUCAUGGCUUUCCUCCUGGCCUUGGGGACGCUGCUGGUCACCCUGGCACUAAUGACCGCCUCCUACACGGCCAUUGUUCGCACCAUCCUGAGACUGCCCUCCACUCAGCAGAGGAGAAAGGCCUUUUCCACCUGCUCCUCCCACAUGGUCGUGGUCUCCAUAACAUAUGGCAGCUGCAUUUUCAUGUACAUCAAACCAUCUGCCAAGGACAGGGUAGAACUGACCAAGGGGAUAGCGGUGCUCAACACUUCUGUGGCCCCCAUGCUGAAUCCCUUCAUCUACACCCUGCGGAAUGAGCAGGUCAAGCAGGCCUUCAGGGUCCUGGUGCACCGGAUUGGGUUUUCCUUCAGGAAGUGA
Messenger RNA from Ornithorhynchus anatinus (platypus), 939 nucleotides. RefSeq names its product olfactory receptor 6C75-like. Gene Ontology annotation, cellular component: membrane. The transcript has a single exon. Gene Ontology annotation, molecular function: olfactory receptor activity; G protein-coupled receptor activity. The record is from RefSeq and is a predicted model, not a curated record. The coding region runs from base 1 to 939 and encodes 312 amino acids. NCBI's taxonomy places the organism in Eukaryota, Metazoa, Chordata, Mammalia, Monotremata, Ornithorhynchidae. Gene Ontology annotation, biological process: G protein-coupled receptor signaling pathway.